AGGGAGUCAAAGGAAUGACACAUUUGGAAACUAUAGGCUCUUAUUAGAAGAACUUACCAACCCUCAUUAUUGUUUUUUUUUUCAAGAAACAAUUAGUUAAUUUAACAAAUAAACAAUUUUAAUAAGCUAAAAAUAACAAAUGGUUUAUGUUGUAUAAACACACAACUUUGUGGAUCUUGUGAAUUAGUUGUCCUCUUCUCUAAAACAUUUUCAACAAAGAAAACGGUAAUAAGAGAGAAGAGGUAGUAAACAAGAUCAGAAUCUUUAACAUUUUCAAAACAAAUGGCGACCAAAGCCAUCUUCUUCUUCUUUGUCUCGGCCGUGUGCCUGUCCUCUCUCGCCGGCGUUGCCAACGCUGACGCCGACGACUUUGACAGUUUCCAAAUCCAGGGAUCGGUUUACUGUGACACUUGCCGUGUCCAAUUCGUUACCCGCCUCAGCCAAUUCCUUGAAGGUGCGAAAGUGAAGCUAGAGUGCAGGAGUAGAACAAACGGAACUGUAACGUUGACUAAAGAAGCCGUGACGGACAAAUCAGGAAGCUACAAAAUGGAAGUCACCGGUGACCACGAGGAGGAAGUCUGCGAGCUCGUGCUCCUCCAAUCACCAGACAGUGGUUGCAGCGACGUCAGCACAGAGGCUUACCUACGUAACGCCGCUAAGGUUAGUCUGACCGCGAAUGACGGUAUCGUCUCACACGAGACACGUAUCGUUAACCCCCUUGGUUUCAUGGUUAAGACGCCGUUAGCUGAUUGUCCCGCCGCAUUUAAGGAGCUUGGAAUCGUCCCUGACGUCAUCUUCUAAAUAUGAUGACGACUUGUACCAAUUCAAGAUCGUUAUUUAACUGUCAUGUAUUAUUUGCUUUCUUGUAUACAGAAAAAGUAAUUUGAUAAAAAUACAAAAAUGCGGCAAUUCUAUAUUUAUUAUAUUUUUUCAAGCAGCAAAUUAAAUUAUCAUCAUAUACAUAUAGUGUGUCU
Brassica napus (rape) is the source of this 974-nucleotide messenger RNA. Its product is annotated as pollen-specific protein-like At4g18596. The coding region runs from base 283 to 801 and encodes 172 amino acids. NCBI's taxonomy places the organism in Eukaryota, Viridiplantae, Streptophyta, Magnoliopsida, Brassicales, Brassicaceae. The record is from RefSeq and is a predicted model, not a curated record. The transcript has 2 exons.